Molecule: messenger RNA, 1383 nt
Organism: Cercospora beticola
Lineage: Eukaryota; Fungi; Ascomycota; Dothideomycetes; Mycosphaerellales; Mycosphaerellaceae
Source: RefSeq, a predicted model, not a curated record
AUGUCGAACAACAACCCAAGAAAGCGCACUCUCGAGAGUGACGUCUGUGCCAUCGACGACAACACUCAGAAGAUUGUCACCGCGACGAAUGUCACAACCAGUGCAUCCCGAACGAUGCAAGACGACACGGAGGAAUCCAGCGCUCAGUCACUCGUGAUUCCAGCGGACAAGCUUGGAAAGACCGACACUGGGAGGACACCUUCCAUUCAGCUUGGCUCUCUCGCUGUCGAGAUUCAUAUUGACAUCGCUGAGCACUGCCACGAUGAAGACUUGUGCGCGCUGCGCCUGGUUUGUCGCAGCCUUGCAAAAGAUAGCACAGACAUCUUUGCCGCCCGCUGCUUCUCAAAGCUUGCUUGCAACAUUAGCUCUACGACUUCAGUCAAUCGUCUGCAGGCCAUCGUCGCCGUACCCGAGUUUUGCAGACGAGUAAAAUGCUUCUCAAUCUCCGCAAUUUGUGGUAUUGAUGCUGUGCCUUCCGACGGAGUUUCGUUCGUCGAUGAACAGGCUCUUCAUGCACUUACGCAGUGCUUCCGUUCUUUCAAGGAAGCCGAUGCAGCCAGAAGCAUUCGCAUUGAGGCUGGAGACGACGGACGCUGCUUCGAAGCUGCCAGUUACGCAUUGGGUAUGUCAAGCCUUGGCAUCGACUCGCUGAGUUUCCUUUUCAAGUGUUCGUCAGUGACUGGGCCAAUUCCUCUCGCAUCGUUAACGAUGCAAAAUUGGGAAGGCCUGUGUUCACUCUGGUCGAAGCUCAAAACUCUCAAAAUGGGAAUUCUGGGCACCAGGGAGAAGCUCGCUAAUCAACGUAAUGGACGAUUUCGCCAGCUCUUAGCGAAAGCUACGAGUCUCAAGUCUCUUACCCUGGGAAACGACUAUCAUGCCAUGAGUCCGGUGCUGCGCUCUGUGCAGGAGCUGCUCCCUGUGUCGCCGUUGCGCCAACUGAAACUGGUCAACGUAGAGACGAAAUGGGAUGAUCUGAUACGUCUUCUCGCACACUAUCAUCGCUCACUGAGGGAACUGACUCUAUGUGGCGUCGAGAUCUUCAGCGAAGCAGAGGAUUUAUGGCCUAACGUGUUGAACCAGCUGGAAGGCAUACUGCAGCUGGAAACCUUCGAAGCCGAUCAGUUGUCUCGUGUGACAGUCUACGAGGAAUAUCUUUUCGGCAUCGAACCACGUUGCUCGCAAAUCCAUUACGUUGGAACUAAAGAAGAAGUCUCGGCGCAGCUGAAAGAGCUGGCCACGAUGGGAUAUGAGGUAAACCGCUGGGCAAGCGAUGUCGACGUUGAUGAGAGAUUCUCGCUCGAUGAGGAUGAGGAAGCUAUUGAUGAAAUCAUCGACUGGCGCGUCGAACAAGCUUGGGAGGGAAGUGGAUAUGAUCACGAGUAG